AUGAUGAUGAUGAUGACUCAGCUAGCAAGUUGGGAAAUAAUGGAGGGUGAAGAUAAUGAAAUGGAAAAUCUUCAAAAGGCACUAGAGGAUCUUCGAAUGAAAAAUGGACCAGAGAUGAGUGUUGAUACAGAUGAGCAAACAACUGAAAGCAUUCAGACAAAUGGUGCACUUUCUAUACCCUUAGCUGCCCUUGGAUUCAUGACAAGGUUAGCAAGUGGAAUUUUUUCUAAGGGUCAAAGAAACAUUACAGUUUUAGGUGUGGGACCCUUGUGA
Molecule: messenger RNA, 273 nt
Organism: Lactuca virosa
Lineage: Eukaryota; Viridiplantae; Streptophyta; Magnoliopsida; Asterales; Asteraceae
Source: the annotation of a GenBank genome assembly